CCCGCGGCCCACCGUCGGCCUCCGGUGCGCCCCUGGUUGCAGGCACCCGGCGGGGCACUGCCCGCCGCGAGUGGCGUCGGGGGUAGGCAGGGGCGCCCGGGCCGGCCGCUCCGUACGGAGACAUGCCGCGCCGACCCAGUCCGUACGGCAAGAUGGCCGCGCUGGCGGGUCCAGAAUCGGGGCGGCCUGACGCGCUCACUCCAAGGCUUCGCUGCCCUCCUUCGCCUGCUUCCGCCGCUCUGGCGGGUCGCUGCUGGGGUUUUCGUAACGCGUGCCGGAGGCCGCUGGAGUGCGGACAGCGCAAGUCCAAUCCUUCCUUCGUCAGGCGCCGCCGUACGUCAAAAUGGCGACCGACGCACUUUCCCCUCACUUCCGGCUCCGCCCGCGCCCCUGAUUGGCCCUGGCGGCGGCCCGUCGCGUCGCGCUGCGGUCCCGUCGGAGCGACAAGACUCUCAGUGGGCGGCAGGAGAGGGAAGAUGGACGCAGCUACUCUGACCUAUGACACACUCCGAUUUGCCGAGUUUGAAGAUUUCCCGGAGACCUCGGAGCCUGUCUGGAUACUGGGCAGGAAAUACAGUGUUUUCACAGAAAAGGAUGAGAUCUUAUCCGAUGUGGCGUCUAGACUGUGGUUUACGUACAGGAAGAACUUCCCAGCCAUCGGGGGCACCGGCCCCACCUCAGACACGGGCUGGGGCUGCAUGCUUCGCUGCGGACAGAUGAUCUUCGCCCAGGCCCUGCUGUGCCGGCACCUGGGCCGAGACUGGAGGUGGACGCAGCGGAAGAGGCAGCCGGACAGCUAUUUCCAUGUUCUGAACGCGUUCAUCGACAGGAAGGACAGUUACUACUCCAUCCACCAGAUAGCGCAAAUGGGAGUUGGUGAGGGCAAGUCCAUUGGCCAGUGGUACGGGCCCAACACGGUCGCCCAGGUUCUCAAGAAACUCGCUGUCUUUGACACAUGGAGUGCCCUGGCCGUCCAUGUGGCCAUGGACAACACGGUGGUGAUGGAAGACAUCAGGAGGUUGUGCAGGAGCAGCCUUCCCUGUGCAGGGGCCACUGCAUUUCCGGCAGAUUCCGAAGGGCACUGUAAUGGCUUCCCUUCGCGAGCCGAGGUCAACAACAGGCUGUCACCGUGGAGACCCCUGGUGCUUCUCAUCCCCCUGCGCCUGGGGCUCACGGACAUCAACGAGGCCUAUGUGGAGACACUGAAGGGCUGCUUUAUGAUGCCUCAGUCCCUGGGAGUGAUCGGGGGGAAGCCCAACAGCGCCCACUACUUCAUCGGCUACGUGGGUGAGGAGCUCAUUUACCUGGACCCCCACACGACACAGCCAGUGGUGGAGUUCGCCGACAGCUGCUCCAUCCCGGAUGAGAGCUUCCACUGCCAGCACCCCCCGAGCAGGAUGAACAUCGGGGAGCUUGACCCGUCCAUCGCGGUGGGCUUUUUCUGUGAGACCGAGGACGACUUUGGUGACUGGUGUCAGCAAGUCAGAAAGCUGUCGCUGCUUGGAGGUGCCCUGCCCAUGUUUGAGCUGGUGGAGCAGCAGCCUUCCCACCUGGCCUGCCCCGACGUCCUGAACCUGUCCGUAGAUUCUUCUGACGUGGAGCGACUUGAGAGAUUCUUCGACUCAGAAGACGAGGACUUUGAAAUCCUGUCCCUUUGAAAAUCCUAGAGUUGGGGGAUGUCUCGACUGGUCCUUGCUGGAGGCACCUUCAAGAGCUCAGCCCAGCCUCUGGGUGCCCAGUGCCACCGCCUUUUAUCCAUCCUACCCGCCGCCUGUGCCCGCUGCCUCUGCCCUCGACGGGACUGCACUGUGCUCAAGACCUCACUGCAGGAGGGACUGCCCGGCCCAGGUGCUGCGGGCCUGGGAGAACAGAAGCCACUGGGAGCAGUGAGCAGCUGGUCGCUGAGCAUCUGCGUCACCUCCACCCUGCUUCCUGCAGCCUCUCAGUUCUGGGUUAGCUUUGGAAUUAAAGUCCUGUUUGCAGUUACUCGACAGACAUGCAUUUCUGUAGGGCCUGUCCUGGAUCCAAGAAGACUGGUGGCCAAGUGAGGCACGGCCCUGGGACUGGGCCUGCGAGCAGCCCAGCAGCCCCUCUGCCAGCAGCCCCACCCACGGCUCCUCCAGGGCUGCCCAGGGGGAGAUGGGUGACUUGGCCCCUCAAGGCUUUGGGGAGAGAAUUAGCAGAGGGGUGGGGCCUGGUGCCAAGCAGAGGCACCCCCGCCCACCCACGUGUGACUCAACCCGGCCGUAGGUAAAGCCCAAGUGGGUUCACCUUCCUCACCGUCUCCUCGUUCCGGCAUUUUGAGACACCCACGCACCAUCGCUUGCUUGUCACGCCAGCUUCCCCUGGGUGGGCAGUGUUGGCGGCUGGGUGGGGACCUGCCCUGGCCUGUGACCCUCAGGCUCACAAUGGACUUCGAGGGUUGCAGAACUGCCCUCCUGGUCACUGAGGCUUCAGAGGGCUUGGGGCUAGGGAGCGAACCCUGGUCGUGGUGCAGAGCAGGCACCCCAUCUCUCACCACGCCACCUGGAGACAUUUCCAGACUCUGCUCAGCACUGACAGACAGCAGCGCCUUCCGCCCUGAACCCAGCUGCCGGGCCCAGAGCGCAUGGCUCCCACGCAGGCUUCGUGUCCUGGAGAGUGGUCUCUGUGGGACCCGGGGCCUCGGAGGUGGACAGCCUUCUUCUUGGGGACCAUCCUUGCGGAGCCCCCUUCCACCCUUGGUGUCAGCACUUGUGGAGACAGUGGGCAGGUCCCACCUGGUAGCAGAGGACACCCCAGCCCCCGGGUGCUGUUGCCGUAAGUUAUUUUGCCCUCCCUUUCCCUCCCUCCUCCCCUGGGGCUGGAGGAAGGCUAGGUGGUCUCCAUUCCUCCAGCUGCAUCUUGCAAGGGCGCCCCCCGGGCUGCUGGGCCAGGAGCUCUCGCUGCAGCCCCGCUGGGGUGCGAAUGCCGGGAAGGCGGCAGCCUGACCAGAGGGGAGCUGAGUGGUUUGAGAAGGCUCACCGAAGACAGUGGUGUCCAUUCUUAGUCUGGUUUGAGGUUAAGGCGAAUAAUAAGUUUCAAUAGAAAACA
This is a messenger RNA of Artibeus jamaicensis (Jamaican fruit-eating bat), 3072 nucleotides long. RefSeq names its product autophagy related 4B cysteine peptidase (gene ATG4B). The record is from RefSeq and is a predicted model, not a curated record. Bases 123 to 1658 code for a protein of 511 amino acids. The transcript is spliced from 13 exons. Lineage: Eukaryota; Metazoa; Chordata; Mammalia; Chiroptera; Phyllostomidae. Gene Ontology annotation, molecular function: protein-phosphatidylethanolamide deconjugating activity.